Molecule: messenger RNA, 192 nt
Organism: Caenorhabditis briggsae
Lineage: Eukaryota; Metazoa; Nematoda; Chromadorea; Rhabditida; Rhabditidae
Exons: 1
Coding region: 1-192 (63 amino acids)
Source: RefSeq, a predicted model, not a curated record
AUGAUCAAUGAAAUAUUUUUUCAGAAUUCUCCAGCACGGGAGACUUUUGCUGAAAUGAAGGAAAUUAGAUGGAAAAGAAAACAAGGAUUCAGUUAUCUGCUGGACAACGCUUUCACAAACCUAGCAGAACUAACGCUACCUCACGGACCACUCGAUCAUCUCACUACGGCUUUAAUUUGGAUUAUUUGGUGA